This is a messenger RNA of Colletotrichum truncatum, 267 nucleotides long. Lineage: Eukaryota; Fungi; Ascomycota; Sordariomycetes; Glomerellales; Glomerellaceae. The record is from RefSeq and is a predicted model, not a curated record.
AUGUCCUCAGGACAGGAUCGCGGCCGACCGCUUGGAUCUGGUGCUAGAGCCAAGCGUAAAGCUGAAGAGGAUUAUUCCGACAACGCGCACACCAAGAAGUCUCGUCAGCGCAUCGAUAAGAUGACUGAGAAGCAGAAGGCACUUGAUCGCUCGAAGAAGUCGAUCAACCAGCAGAAAUCCCGCAAGCUUAAAGCCUUGAGGGCUAAAAGCUCCUACAUUAGUGCGUCUGCUGAUGAGCGCGCGGCCCUUGAGGCUAGGGAAAUCUAG